UGAAUGAAUACUAUUAUAUAAUCCGAUCCACAUCAUUAUCACCUGGUUCCAUAUUUGAAAGGAAUUCACCAAUGUACACUCAAGUCUAGAGACGUUCAUCACGUGCUGAUAACGAUAAGUCGAGAUUUGCGCAGACGGAAGAUCAAGAUAAUAUCGCCAUCGCCCACGUAUUUCUCUACCUUUUUGGAGCUCUCUCUCGAGAUCAAUUGCAAUAAUGACAACCCCUUUAAUCCUCCUCCCGGGCGACGACGUCCCAUCCGAUUACCUCCCCUCCAACUCCUCCGCUCCUCUGCGACUUGGUCCUGGACUGCGUCUCCUCUCUGAACAAGUACCUACCUCAUCCUCUGAAUCGUCAGGAAGCCAUGUGAUUACAGCGACUCAAGCCGGUCUUGUUUCGACAGAUGCCAAGAAGAACGGAGUAUCAAUUGCCUCGUUCCCUAACCGCCGCUAUAUCCCCACCACAAACGACUUAGUAAUUGCGCAAGUGCACCACUCCAGUGCCGAUUUUUUCCACUGCAUGAUCACGCCUCAAGCGCCUCAAGUCCUCCUACCACAGCUUGCAUUUGAAGGCGCGACGAAGAAGACCCGGCCGAUGCUCAAGGGUGGGGAUCUAGUCUAUGCCCGCGUGCUGUCAGUUGGUGUUGGUGCUGGUGCGGAAGUCGAGUUAACGUGUGUGAACCCUGCGACUGGGAAAGCUGAACCUGGGGGAUUGGGUCCGUUGACGGGUGGGAUGGUGUUUGACAUUUCCACGGGUAUGGCUGCGAGAUUGAUCCGGGCGAGUUCGUCCAAGGGAGACGAUGAGGACGGUGUCGAAGGAUUGGUUGUGCUAGAUGAAUUAGGGAAGAAGCUGGAGAGUGUUGGAGGUUUUGAGAUUGCUAUUGGGAGGAAUGGAAAGGUCUGGGUGGAUUCUUCGAAUGGAGGGGAUUCUGCUGUCAAGGCGACAGUGGCUAUUGGACGAUGCUUGACUAUGGUUGACGAGCACGAGCUUAACACGAUAGAUCAGAGGAAGCUGGUUACGAGGAUAUUACGAGAAAUGCGUGUUGAAUGAUAGCGUUGAAUACUUGAGGGAAUACCUUGUCGCUUUCUACUUUCUUUUCUAAGAGAAUACCUACACUGCAUAAUCAUUCCUGUACAAUCCAGAGCAUAGAAUGCACGAAGAAUGUGCCAACACCCAUAGAACUAACUCCUGUCAUAUGUACUGUCAUCUCGG
Messenger RNA from Aspergillus ruber CBS 135680, 1210 nucleotides. RefSeq names its product exosome non-catalytic core subunit RRP40. The transcript has a single exon. Gene Ontology annotation, cellular component: cytoplasmic exosome (RNase complex); nuclear exosome (RNase complex). Gene Ontology annotation, molecular function: RNA binding. The record is from RefSeq and is a predicted model, not a curated record. Gene Ontology annotation, biological process: TRAMP-dependent tRNA surveillance pathway; U4 snRNA 3'-end processing; poly(A)-dependent snoRNA 3'-end processing. The coding region runs from base 215 to 1048 and encodes 277 amino acids. Lineage: Eukaryota; Fungi; Ascomycota; Eurotiomycetes; Eurotiales; Aspergillaceae.